Naegleria gruberi is the source of this 732-nucleotide messenger RNA. RefSeq lists its product as uncharacterized. The transcript has a single exon. The coding region runs from base 1 to 732 and encodes 243 amino acids. The record is from RefSeq and is a predicted model, not a curated record. Lineage: Eukaryota; Heterolobosea; Eutetramitea; Acrasida; Naegleriidae.
AUGGGAAGUUUUACAAGUGCUAUCAUUAAACACUUUGAAGAGGAAUACAGAUUUGAGGAACAUUAUAGAAAUAGACCUCCUAUUAAACCACUUGAAUCACUUUCACAUCACCAACAAGUGAAAAUGAAUUUUCAUCAACCUCAACAGCAACCACUUCACAACACGACUUGCUACUCUCGAAAGAAUAGCCUUGGAAUUGUCAGCACUAGUAUAAGCAGCUCGAAUACAAGCUCCACCAGUAGCACAAGCACGAGCAGUAUUAGCAACAGUACAUUAAGACAUGCCUCCUCCCGAAUGUCAAAAUAUUUCAUAUCAAGUGAUGAUUCAAACAAUCAAAAUAUAUCACCAGGACCUGGUGGUUCAGGAACAAUCAUGAGAAAAUCCUCAAAACCUGAUCUAUAUAAGAAAAUCCUCUCACCUGUACCAAUAGAUAUUCCAGAAUAUCCAAUAGAAGAUUCUACAUCAGAUAACUCCUCACAUUCCCUCCUGAAACAAAACUCACUUCCCUGUUUAAAACCAAAUGGAUGUGAUAGAUUGAAAGAAAAGACACUUACCAAGAGUAGGUCAAUGCGAGAAAAGGGCUUGAAACAAAUUAGAUUUGCAGAUGAGCCAGAAAUUAUUAUGGAGAGAGUUGGCUCUGCUGAUUCGCGUGCAGAGAUGAUGUUUAGCAAAAAGAUGGUGCAACAACACGAUGCUUCUUCUUCUGCAUCGACUGCUUCUAGAAAACAGUAG